AUGAAGACCUCAACAUUCAUGACAACAGCCGUGAUGGCUGCCACCUUUAUGGGGGCUCAAGCUAAAAAGAAUAUUCAACUACCGACAGUGGAUCCUGUUCUGAACCAGCAGACCUCUCAGGGGUGCUGGAAGUCUAAUGCCAACAUGACAAUGGAACGCUCAGGAGUUGACGUCUCGAGUGGCAAAUGUAAUGAGCAAUGCAAAGACGACUUCAACGUAUUCGCUCUUCAGGGAGACAAGUGCUACUGUGGUAUGGUAUACCCUAAAGAGGGUGAUAAGGUCGAUGACGACAAGUGCGAUUGGCCUUGUCCUAGUUUUGGCAAAGAGGCAUGUGGUGCUCUGAAGGUGUACUACUCAGUUUUCAACACUGGCCUCGAAUUGGCACCCGAUAAUUAUGUGCCAGAAAAAUCAACAACAAGUGCCGCACCCUCUUCCACCAAAGCUACCGAGAGCACCACCACCGCCGAAUCAUCUGCUGCCCCAACACAAACUAAGGAAACAUCGACAACAUCCGAGGCGGCUUCUGAUGGCGAGGCGAAGAAGGACGGCCCCAAUGUGGGCGCUAUCGCUGCAGGUGUUGUCGUGGGUGUCGUUCUCAUCACUGCUAUCGGUGGUGGUGCCAUCUUCUUCGUCCGACGCCGACGCAACGCUGAGAUCGAAGAAGAACAUCGUCGGAACGCCGCUGUGAACGCUUUUAUCAACGGUUCAAAGCCUCCUGGAAGCAGCGGCAGCAUCUCCAUGACAGACUCUCGGCUUGAUCCUGUCAUGGCUCACCGACGACUCAGCGACGGCAGCAUCGCUGAUAACCAAGAUUACUCUCGAAGAAUUUUGCGAGUCACUAACGCAUGA
Fusarium sp. VM40 is the source of this 849-nucleotide messenger RNA. The record is from the annotation of a GenBank genome assembly. Lineage: Eukaryota; Fungi; Ascomycota; Sordariomycetes; Hypocreales; Nectriaceae.